This is a messenger RNA of Phasianus colchicus (ring-necked pheasant), 5712 nucleotides long. The record is from RefSeq and is a predicted model, not a curated record. NCBI's taxonomy places the organism in Eukaryota, Metazoa, Chordata, Aves, Galliformes, Phasianidae.
AUGCAAGAGGCUAAAAGGAAUUAAAUUUGCAGGAUGAAAACAUGGCACAGGCACUGCUGGUACCGCCAGGACCUGAAAGCUUCCGCUAUUUUACUAGAGAUUCUCUCGCAGCUAUUGAAAAACGUUCUGCAGAAGAAAAAGCUAAAAAGCCCAAGCAAGAACAUACUGAUGAUGAUGAUGAAAAUGGUCCAAAACCGAACAGUGACUUGGAGGCAGGAAAGACACUGCCAUUUAUUUAUGGUGACAUACCUCCAGGAAUGGUUUCUGAACCUUUGGAAGACCUGGACCCAUAUUAUAUCAAUAAAAAAACUUUCAUAGUAUUGAAUAAGGGAAAGGCAAUUUUCCGAUUCAGUGCCACAUCUGCCUUGUAUAUUUUAACUCCUUUUAAUCCCAUCAGAAAAAUUGCUAUCAAGAUUUUGGUACAUUCAUUAUUCAGCAUGCUUAUCAUGUGCACUAUUUUGACCAACUGUGUAUUUAUGACCAUGAGUAACCCUCCUGACUGGACAAAGAAUGUAGAGUACACUUUUACUGGAAUUUAUACCUUUGAAUCACUGAUAAAAAUUCUUGCAAGGGGCUUCUGCUUAGAAGGUUUUACUUUUCUGCGAGACCCAUGGAACUGGCUUGACUUCAGUGUCAUUCUAAUGGCAUAUGUGACAGAGUUUGUGGACCUGGGCAAUGUCUCAGCGCUGAGAACAUUCAGAGUUCUCCGAGCUUUGAAAACAAUAUCAGUCAUUCCAGGCCUAAAGACUAUUGUAGGAGCCCUAAUUCAGUCCGUGAAGAAGCUCUCGGAUGUUAUGAUCCUGACUGUCUUUUGUCUGAGUGUAUUUGCACUAAUAGGGCUGCAGCUGUUCAUGGGCAACUUGAGGAAUAAAUGUCUGCAGUGGCCUCCAGACAAUUCUACUUUUGAAAUAAAUGUUAUUUCCUACUUUAAUAGCACAAUGGAUGAAAAUGGUACAUUUAUUAAUACAACUGUGAGCACAUUUAACUGGAAGGAUUACAUUGAGGAUGAAACUCAUUUCUACAUUUUGGAAGGACAAAGAGAUGCCCUACUUUGUGGUAAUAGCUCUGAUGCAGGGCAGUGUCCAGAGGGAUAUAUAUGUGUGAAAGCUGGUAGAAAUCCCAACUAUGGUUACACAAGUUUUGACACUUUCAGUUGGGCUUUUCUGUCACUCUUUCGGCUAAUGACUCAGGACUUCUGGGAAAACCUGUAUCAACUGACACUACGUGCUGCUGGGAAAACAUACAUGAUAUUUUUUGUUCUGGUGAUUUUUCUGGGCUCAUUCUAUCUGAUCAACUUGAUCCUGGCUGUGGUUGCCAUGGCCUAUGAGGAGCAGAACCAAGCAACUAUGGAAGAAGCAGAGCAGAAAGAGGCAGAAUUUCAACAGAUGCUGGAACAGCUAAAGAAGCAGCAAGAAGAAGCACAGGCUACGGCAGCAGUGGCAGCAGCAUCAGUUGCAUCAAGAGAUUUCAGUGGGGUAGGGGGAUUAGGAGAACUCUUGGAAAGUUCUUCAGAAGCAUCAAAGUUGAGCUCAAAGAGUGCUAAAGAAAGAAGAAACAGAAGGAAGAGAAGACGACAAAAAGAAAUGUCGGAAGCAGAGGACAAGGGAGAUAUUGACAAGUUUCCCAAAUCUGAGUCAGAAGAUAGCAUCAGAAGAAAAAGUUUCCGCUUCUCCACAGAAGGAAGUCAACUGACAUAUGAAAAAAGGUUCACAUCUCCCCAUCAGUCUUUGCUAAGCAUCCGUGGUUCCCUGUUCUCACCAAGGCGCAACAGCAAAACAAGCAUUUUCAGUUUCAGAGGUCGCACGAGGGAUAUAGGAUCUGAAAAUGACUUUGCUGAUGAUGAGCACAGCACUCUUGAGGACAAUGAAAGCAGAAGAGACUCUCUCUUUGUUCCCAAUCGACAUGGAGAAAGGCGUAACAGUAACAUCAGUCAGGCCAGUAUGUCAUCCAGAAUGGUACCAGCCCUUCCGGCCAAUGGGAAGAUGCACAGCGCUGUAGACUGCAAUGGAGUAGUCUCCUUAGUUGGAGGACCUUCAACUCUAACUUCACCUACUGGACAGCUUCUACCAGAGGGCACCACUACUGAAACAGAAAUAAGAAAAAGAAGACUGAGUUCUUAUCAGAUUUCCAUGGAAAUGCUGGAAGAUUCUGCUGCAAGACAACGAGCAAUGAGUAUAGCCAGCAUACUUACAAACACAAUGGAAGAGCUUGAGGAAUCCAGACAGAAAUGUCCCCCAUGCUGGUAUAGAUUUGCAAAUACUUUCUUGAUCUGGGAUUGCUGGAGUCCAUGGUUAAAAGUAAAACACAUUGUCAAUUUAGUAGUGAUGGAUCCAUUUGUUGAUCUUGCUAUAACUAUCUGCAUUGUUUUGAACACCUUGUUUAUGGCCAUGGAACAUUACCCAAUGACAGAACAAUUUAGCAGUGUCCUUUCUGUGGGAAACCUGGUAUUCACUGGGAUAUUCACAGCAGAAAUGGUACUAAAGAUAAUUGCUAUGGACCCUUAUUAUUAUUUCCAAGAAGGCUGGAAUAUUUUUGAUGGUAUUAUCGUUAGCCUUAGUUUAAUGGAGCUUGGUCUCGCAAAUGUUGAAGGAUUAUCAGUUCUUCGGUCAUUCAGAUUGCUUCGAGUUUUUAAACUGGCAAAAUCUUGGCCAACUCUAAAUAUGCUGAUUAAGAUUAUUGGCAACUCAGUGGGGGCUUUGGGCAAUUUGACCCUGGUGCUGGCCAUCAUUGUGUUCAUUUUUGCUGUGGUUGGGAUGCAGCUGUUUGGGAAAAGCUACAAGGAAUGUGUCUGCAAGAUCUCCAGUGACUGUGUGCUUCCACGCUGGCACAUGCAUGACUUCUUCCACUCCUUCUUGAUUGUAUUCCGAGUGCUGUGUGGAGAAUGGAUAGAAACGAUGUGGGACUGCAUGGAGGUUGCAGGCCAAACCAUGUGCCUUAUUGUUUUCAUGCUGGUCAUGGUGAUUGGAAAUCUAGUGGUUCUGAACCUGUUUCUGGCCUUGCUUCUGAGCUCGUUUAGCUCAGACAAUCUUGCUGCUACAGAUGAUGAUAAUGAAAUGAACAAUCUCCAGAUCGCUGUGGCAAGAAUUCAGAAGGGAAUAGAUUAUAUUAAAAAAAAGAUACAGGAAUUCAUACAAAAAGCCUUCGUUAGAAAACAGAAAGCUUUAGAAGAAAUCAAAGCACUUGAAGAGCUAAACAACAAGAAAGACAGCUGCAUUUCCAAUCAUACUGCUGUUGAAAUAAGCAAAGAUAUGAAUUAUCUUAAAGAUGGGAAUGGAACUACCAGUGGUGUAGGCACAGGCAGCAGUGUGGAAAAAUAUGUUGUUGAUGAAAGUGAUUACAUGUCCUUCAUAAACAACCCAGGCCUCACUGUGACAGUACCAAUUGCUGUUGGAGAAUCUGACUUUGAAAAUUUAAAUACAGAAGAAUUUAGCAGUGAAUCUGAUAUGGAAGAAAGCAAACAGAAACUAAAUGCAUCCAGUUCAUCUGAAGGCAGCACAGUUGAUAUUGCCCCUCCUGGAGAGGGAGAGCAAGCAGAAAUUGAAACUGAAGAAGCUCUUGAACCAGAAGCCUGUUUUACAGAAGGUUGUGUGCAGAAAUUUCCAUGUUGCCAAGUAAGUAUAGAAGAUGGCAAAGGAAAAAUCUGGUGGAAUCUUAGAAAAACCUGCUACAGCAUAGUUGAGCACAACUGGUUUGAGACUUUCAUUGUCUUCAUGAUUCUCCUCAGCAGUGGAGCACUAGCUUUUGAAGAUAUAUAUAUUGAGCAGCGUAAAACUAUCAAGACCAUGCUGGAAUAUGCUGAUAAAGUUUUUACAUACAUUUUCAUUUUGGAAAUGCUUUUAAAAUGGGUAGCAUAUGGCUUUCAAAUAUAUUUUACUAACGCCUGGUGCUGGUUGGACUUUCUGAUUGUUGAUGUCUCAUUGGUUAGUUUAAUAGCCAAUGCUUUGGGCUAUUCUGAACUUGGUGCCAUUAAAUCGCUUCGGACAUUAAGAGCUUUAAGACCUUUAAGAGCCUUGUCACGAUUUGAAGGAAUGAGGGUGGUUGUAAAUGCCCUUGUAGGAGCAAUUCCAUCUAUCAUGAAUGUAUUGCUGGUUUGUCUUAUAUUCUGGCUCAUCUUCAGCAUCAUGGGAGUAAAUCUGUUUGCUGGAAAAUUCUAUCACUGUGUCAACACCACAACAGGCGAGAUGUUUGAUGUCAGUGAUGUCAACAAUUACACUCAGUGUGAAGAACUCAUAAAAAACAAUCAAAGUGCCCGCUGGAAAAAUGUAAAAGUAAACUUUGAUAAUGUAGGAGCUGGGUAUCUUGCUCUGCUUCAAGUAGCUACUUUCAAGGGAUGGAUGGACAUUAUGUAUGCUGCAGUUGAUUCAAGAGAUGUAGAAGAUCAACCUAAGUAUGAGGACAACCUGUACAUGUAUCUUUAUUUUGUCAUCUUCAUCAUAUUUGGAUCAUUCUUUACAUUGAACCUUUUCAUUGGUGUCAUUAUAGACAACUUCAACCAACAAAAAAAGAAGUUUGGAGGUCAGGAUAUAUUUAUGACAGAAGAACAGAAGAAAUAUUACAAUGCAAUGAAAAAACUGGGAUCCAAAAAACCACAGAAACCUAUACCAAGGCCAGUGAACAAAUUCCAAGGCAUGGUCUUUGAUUUUGUCACCAAACAAGUAUUUGACAUCAGCAUCAUGAUACUUAUUUGCCUUAACAUGGUCACAAUGAUGGUAGAAACAGAUGACCAGAGUAAGGAAAUGGAAACAAUUUUGUCCCGGAUUAACCUUGUGUUCAUUGUCCUUUUCACUGGAGAAUUUGUCCUCAAAUUGAUUUCACUUCGCCAUUACUACUUCACUAUAGGCUGGAAUAUUUUUGAUUUCGUGGUUGUGAUUCUCUCCAUAGUAGGUAUGUUCUUAGCUGAGAUGAUUGAGAAAUAUUUUGUGUCCCCUACUUUGUUCCGAGUCAUCCGACUUAAACGGAAACAGGAGGAGGUAUCUGCUCUCAUUAUUCAACGUGCUUAUAGGCGUUACCUUUUAAAGCUAAAGGUUAAAAAAGUAUCUAGUAUAUAUAACAAAAAUAAAAACAAAGAAGGAGAUGGACUUGUUAUAAAAGAGACAAUUAUUGAUAAACUUAAUGGGAACUCCACCCCAGAGAAAACAGAUGAGAGCUCCUCUACAACUUCCCCACCAUCGUAUGACAGUGUAACAAAGCCAGAUAAAGAAAAGUACGAGAAAGACAAAGCAGAAAAGAACUACAAAGGUAAAGAUGUCAGGGAAAAUAAAAAGUAAAAAUGUAAGAAUUCUGCUUGUGGGACAGCUUGUUUACAGUCUUUGAGAAUGAAGCGUCAACUGGACUCCUGCGGGAGGUUUAUGCCAAACUGACAGUUUUUACAUAUAUGUGUGUGUGCGCGCGUGUGUGCAUAUAUAUACAUUAUAUAUAUAUUUAAGGUCAGUGCCUAUAACAAAACAGUAAACCUUCAUCAUCAAACUGUGACUCUGUGAACCAGAGUAACAAACCUGACAAGAGGUUACUGUUUUCACUACAGCUGACACUGCUAAGAAUGAGGGAUAAAGUGGCUCCACAGAGAACAGGGAGCUUGAAAUACGUGCAAAGCUAUAGUUUUUUGUGUUUCACAUAUUGCAAAACAUGUAGAACAGUACUUCUAUUCACUGUUUGUAAUUCAAUGGCUACAUCUGUCAUAUUUUUACAAAACUGGUAUUAGUGUAUCAUUUU